AUGAGCACCGUGUCUCUCCCUGCCCUGUCCCGAGUGGCUGUGUGCGGGGGCACCCAUGGCAACGAGCUGUCGGGAGUGUACCUGGUCCGGGAGCACCUGAGGAAAAGGAAGCAGCCGAAGGACAUCAGUCCAACGACUGUCGUGAUGGUGAUGGGAAACCCCCGCGCCGUCCAGCAGAAUCGUCGUUACACCGAAAGCGACCUCAACCGCUGCUUCACUCAAGCCUGCCUCGAUGCUCACGUUGAAGAGAAGACGCCAUAUGAGAUAGUGCGCUCCAAGGAGCUCAACGCUCUGCUGGGUCCUAAAGGAAGCCCUCAGGCGACGGACCUGGUGUGUGACCUGCACAACACCACGGCCAACAUGGGCCUGUGCUGCAUCGCCUUCUCCGACUGCGAUUGGAUAUGCCUGCACAUCUACAGACACCUCCAGAGAGAGAUGGCCACAAUACCUGUGCGAUAUAUAAACUUCAACAAGUCAAUUAAUGAAGCCUACUCUUUGGACACCGUGGGGAAACAUGGCUUUGCGAUGGAGAUUGGCCCACAGCCGCACGGUUCCAUCCGGUCCAACAUCUAUGUUGCCAUGCAGGAGGGGGUCGAACUCAUGUUGGAAUGGAUCCACCUCUUCAACUCUGGGACCCAGUUUGAGGGUGGGUCGGUGGAAGUAUUUACCUUGGUGAAGAACAUCGACUAUCCGCGAGACCCAGACACUAAGACUAUCACAGCAGCCAUUCACCCAGAACUGCAGGAUCGUGACUUCUGCCUCCUCCACCCUGGCGACCCCCUGUUCCUCACCUUCUCCGGCGAGACGCUUCGCUACAAAGGCAAAGAGGCGCUCUACCCGUUUUUCGUGAAUGAGUGCGCCUACUACGAGAAGGGCAUCGCUCUCUCUCUGGCUCGCCGAAGCAGAGUCGUCAUUCCCUCCAUCCAGUGUGACAGAGAGCGAUAG
Molecule: messenger RNA, 945 nt
Organism: Engraulis encrasicolus (European anchovy)
Lineage: Eukaryota; Metazoa; Chordata; Actinopteri; Clupeiformes; Engraulidae
Product: N-acyl-aromatic-L-amino acid amidohydrolase (carboxylate-forming) B-like
Exons: 8
Coding region: 1-945 (314 amino acids)
Cellular component (GO): cytosol
Molecular function (GO): aminoacylase activity; hydrolase activity, acting on ester bonds
Source: RefSeq, a predicted model, not a curated record